CUCAGGCACUCACUGCCUGGCUAACGUCAUUUCCAUUGAUUAGCUGAAAUAUCAGACCAACAACUGACGUGUCAGCUAAGUGAAUCAGAAAUCCUCAUGUAAACAUUGGACUAACUCGUAUCCCCCUAUCAAGAUAAGACCCCCCUCAUGUUUGACGGAGUAUCUCCGCAGGAUUACGAGAUAAAAUGCUCAAUCGAGAUCUGAAAAGACCUUACCUUGCUUUACCAAAGCUCCUGCAGGAUAUCGAUGCAGCCUGGAAACCUGCAGGAGACCAAAUGUCGGUGGGAACUGCCACCUGUGCCAUACAAUUAACACGAUAGCAUGAUCCUACUAUCACCUCGUUCUGAAAUCGAGAGUCAAGAUUCAAGUCAACAUGGCGGAUACACCGACCGAGUACACCUCUCUGCUACCAAAACACACUGUCGAAGAUGGCAGCGAUAGUACCUGCGACGACGAAGACGCAGUCUGCGAGGAAAGCUCGGAGCUCCAGUCCACCGCACGGCUGAUAAUGAGCGAGAUGUGGGCGUUGCUCAAGGGAUCGAUCCCAGUGAUUCUCGCCUACACGCUACAGAAUAGCCUGCAAACGCUGUCGGUGAUGAUAGUCGGGCGCUCCUCGCCAGAGACACUGGCCACGGCGGCCUUUUCGUUUGGGUUCGCCAUGUCCACCGCAUGGCUGGUCGCCCUGGGGGGCUCGACGGCGCUCGACACCCUGGCCUCGUCCUCGUUCACGGGCAGCACGAACAAACAUGAUCUGGGCGUGCUGCUGCAGCGUGGGUUCGUCAUUCUCACUCUGUUCUACAUCCCCGUCGCCGUCCUCUGGGCCUUCUCGGAACCCGUCUUUCUUCUUCUCGGCCAGGAUGCGGAUCUGUCGAGGGACACGGCACGAUUCCUGACCUGCCUGAUCCCGGGAGGACUGGGGUACAUUUACUUUGAAGCCAUGAAGAAAUAUCUGCAGGCCCAAGAAAUCAUGCGCCCCGGAACUUAUGUCCUUCUCAUCACCUCCCCCAUCAACGCAGGCCUGAACUACCUAUUUUGCUACCCGCUGGGGAUGGGCCUCCUGGGGGCCCCGCUAGCGACCAGCAUCUCAUACUGGCUAUCCUUCGGCCUGCUGGUGCUGUACGCACGCUUCGUGGCGGGCUCCGAAUGCUGGGGCGGGUGGUCGCGCGCGGCGUUCCACAACCUGGGCGUGUUUGCGCGCCUCGCCUUCCUGGGCAUCGUCCACAUCGGAACCGAAUGGUGGGCGUUUGAGAUCGUCGCCCUCGCCGCCGGCCGACUAGGCACCAUCCCGCUCGCGGCGCAGAGCGUCAUCAUGACCGCCGACCAGGUCCUCAACACCAUCCCCUUUGGUGUCGGGGUCGCCGCCUCGGCGCGCGUGGGCAACCUGCUAGGCGCCCGCAACGCGCGCGGUGCCGCCCUCGCCGCCCACUCGGCCGCCUGGCUCAGCAUGCUCCUGGGGACGUUUGUCCUGGCCGGCCUGCUGCUCUCGCGCCAUCACUUUGCCCGCAUCUUCAACGACGACCAGCGCGUCGUCCACCUCACCGCUUCCAUCUUGCCCUAUGUCGCCCUCUUCCAGAUCGCUGACGGUCUCAACGGCAGCUGCGGCGGUUCCCUGCGCGGAAUGGGGCGCCAGCACGUCGGCGCCGCAGUCAACUUCCUCAGCUACUACUGUGGCGCCCUGCCGCUGGGCAUCUGGCUUGCCUUUCAUGGCUGGGGGCUCCAGGGGCUUUGGGUCGGCCAGUGCGUCGCCCUGUACCUGGUUGGCCUGUUGGAAUGGGCGAUCGUCGCCAUGAGCGAUUGGAGGGGGGAGGUCGACAGGGCGUUUCAACGUAUGGAAUAA
Penicilliopsis zonata CBS 506.65 is the source of this 1837-nucleotide messenger RNA. RefSeq lists its product as hypothetical. NCBI's taxonomy places the organism in Eukaryota, Fungi, Ascomycota, Eurotiomycetes, Eurotiales, Aspergillaceae. The record is from RefSeq and is a predicted model, not a curated record. Gene Ontology annotation, cellular component: membrane. Gene Ontology annotation, molecular function: antiporter activity; xenobiotic transmembrane transporter activity. Gene Ontology annotation, biological process: xenobiotic detoxification by transmembrane export across the plasma membrane. The coding region runs from base 374 to 1837 and encodes 487 amino acids. The transcript has 2 exons.